Messenger RNA from Kluyveromyces marxianus DMKU3-1042, 2184 nucleotides. RefSeq lists its product as uncharacterized. The record is from RefSeq and is a predicted model, not a curated record. Bases 1 to 2184 code for a protein of 727 amino acids. The transcript has a single exon. Lineage: Eukaryota; Fungi; Ascomycota; Saccharomycetes; Saccharomycetales; Saccharomycetaceae.
AUGGUGAACUUCACCGUCUCCAAUGUUAACGAUGCGAUUUCAUUCAAACCACAUCUUUGUAAGGAGGUUCCCCCGGAACAGUACAAUUCUUUAAAGAAUUGGUACAUUGAGUUUACUGGAACCUCAAUUCGUAAGAACAAAUGUAGAUUGUUCUUUCUACCGAUCAAUGUCUCUGAUGAGCUGCAACAGCUGAACCCUGUCAUUCCAGAUGAGGUUAAAAUCACUAACCCAGAUAAUUGUGAAUUGACGUAUUACAAGAAUAGAUUGAUCACGGAGCUAGAUUUUGAAAAUGUGAAGCGUGUUCAAAGAGCAUGUAUAUACAUUGCUUAUGCUGCUAUUAACCAGCUGUUGAACAUAGAAACGGAUCCAUCUAUGAUACUAGAAUCGAGCCAGUCAAAUGCGGGACAGGCUGGGACAAAUUCGUCGGGAGGAUACCCUUCUUCCUCUCACUCUAACAACAACAACAGUACUAAUAACGAGUCUGUUGAUGCUACAGAGUCGUGUUAUCUCUCCUUGAAGAGGGGUGAAGUAUUGGGCUUUAGAGAAUUGGGCCAUUUAAUAAACAUCACUCCUUGGCACUUCCACCGAGUUUUCAAAGUUAUUACGGGUCUAACUAUUCGUGAAUAUGGUCAGCUCUGCGUUGAAUUUUUGAAGAAGAAUUCGACAUUAGUCAAUCCUGUCGUGGCUAGAGUUGAGCAAUUGAAGGAGGCAGGGGACACGUAUUCAUGUUUAGACGACGAUGACUUUAUGAUUGACGAUACUCUUAGAUAUGAGUGCGACGAUAAGUGUAUUAUCUUGCCUGAUUACUUUAUUGAUUUAACUAAAUCGAAGGAAUCGAAACGGAAGGGCAACGAUUCGCCUCCAUCUACGGCAUCAUCAAACGCCAAUGGGAAUGGUCAUUCAAUGGAGAAUGACCAUUCGAAGAAUCAGCAUCCAACUUCUGGCUUGUCGCGUUCGGAACAGCGCAAGCGGAGAAGCUCUGUUAUGAUUCAAAAGAUUAGGAAUGCAUCUGUGUGUUCAUUUUCUACAAAUCCUUCGAUCCAGUCUGCGAUGAACAACCAUGGGAACGGGAACGGGAAUGGGAACGGUGCAAGUUCGCCGCCAUUGCCACUACCACUACAACAGCCGGUUGAAUACUGCGAAUCGUUAACUCCUUCUCCAAGCAACCAGGGCCUGGACCAGGGCCAGGGCCAGGGUAUGCAACUGGGUACUUACAUUUCUGGAGAGGGGUCUGCUACGUACCUGCGCCACCCAUCGACGUCUACUAUUGGAUUAAGACGGAAAUCCAAGGUGAGCCGUAAUGGCAGCGUUAGCGGGAUGGAGAACCACGGAAUGGUUUCCAAGGCGAAGCACAAGAGGAACGUGAGCGACCCGCUUGCGAGUGCGGGCGAUGACCUAUUAGCGGACAAGAUCAACGGCGAUCUCUCGUUGUUCGAUGGGCAAGGUCAAGGACCGGGUCAAUUACAAGGCCCAGGGCAAGGGCAAGGACAGGGGCUAUCGGAGGCCUUCAACUUCCCUUCCCCACAGGUGGAUUUCAAGUUUAAUAUGUUUGAUGAGCCGGACUUGGGGCUCAACUUGGACGUGAACCUCAACUCGUUGAACCUCUCGGAGAUGGCACUCAACUCUAUCAGCAUGAACAUGGGGGCGGGGGCUGCUGCUGCGGCGGCAGAGGUGACGCAUGCGCAUGCGCAGGCGCUGGCCCAAAGCCAGAGCCAGACCCAGAGCCAGACCCAGGCCCAGGCCCAGGAACUUGGUCCUGACCAAGGACCUGGUCCUAGUCACGGGACCGUGACAGUUUCCACAUCGGAGGUGGACUCGCGCCUUCCAUCAGACGACAUUACGGAGAUGUCGUCGUUCUCGAUGAACCCCGUGGACCAGUUCCAGUACAUCCACACGGACAAGCACAGGCAGUCGCAGGCGCUCCGUUCGAACAACAGCGUGUUGCACCUCGACAAGCUCUCUGAGCCGCAGAGUUUAAGUUCUACGCUUCCAACGACGCCUCAGGACAUGAACACGUUGUUGCCCGUGCAGGGUCACGAGUCGCUACUACUGGAAUUUUCUCCCGAGGAGCCCAACAGCGCGCUAAGCGCGCUAGACCCGCUCUACCCGCUCUACCCUUCGUCGAUGUUGACGGCGGUGCCAAGCGAUGCGUUUGCAAGCUACGAGGACUUUAUCGCGAACUAG